GGAAAAAAAAAGGGAGCGAGGCACGUCACCCUCCCUUUUCCGAGGCGGAGCGAUCUCUCUCUGCCUUCUCUCGCGGCUUUUUCCCCCGCGGGGUGAUCCGCUCGGCGCGGUGGUGCGGCUCCAUCUUGGCUCCGCUCGGGGCGGGGGCUCCGCGGCCGGGACCACCACCACCACCAUGGACGAGGCCUACGACGUGAUCGUGCUGGGCACCGGCCUGACCGAAUGUAUCCUUUCGGGCAUCAUGUCUGUGAAUGGCAAGAAGGUCUUGCACAUGGACCGGAAUCCAUACUACGGGGGCGAGAGCUCAUCCAUAACUCCCUUGGAAGAGCUCUACAAGCGCUUUGAGAUCGCAGAGGGCCCCCCUGAAUCUAUGGGGCGUGGAAGAGACUGGAAUGUUGACCUUAUCCCCAAAUUCCUCAUGGCAAAUGGCCAGCUAGUGAAGAUGCUGCUGUAUACGGAAGUGACGCGCUACCUGGACUUCAAAGUGGUGGAGGGCAGCUUUGUUUACAAGGCAGGGAAGAUCUACAAGGUGCCGUCAACAGAGACAGAAGCCUUGGCAUCCAAUCUCAUGGGCAUGUUUGAGAAGAGGCGCUUCCGCAAGUUCCUGGUGUUUGUGGCAAACUUUGAUGAGAAUGACUCAAAGACGCUGGAGGGUGUGGAUCCUCAUAACACCACCAUGCGCGAGGUCUACCGGCGCUUUGAUCUGGGCCAGGAUGUCAUUGACUUUACAGGACACGCACUGGCACUCUACCGAACCGAUGAUUACUUGGAUCAGCCCUGCUUGGAGACCAUCAAUCGUAUCAAACUGUAUAGUGAAUCCCUGGCCCGCUAUGGGAAGAGCCCCUACCUCUACCCGCUUUACGGCCUGGGUGAACUUCCCCAGGGCUUUGCCAGGCUCAGCGCUAUCUAUGGUGGCACCUAUAUGCUCAACAAGCCAGUGGAUGAGAUUGUCAUGGAAGGCGGAAAGGUCAUCGGGGUCAAGUCAGAGGGAGAGGUGGCACGCUGCCAGCAGCUGAUCUGCGACCCCAGCUAUGUGCCAGACCGGGUUCGCCCAGCGGGGAAGGUUGUGCGUGUCAUCUGCAUCCUGAGCCACCCUAUCCGUGGUACCAGUGACGCCAACUCCUGUCAAAUCAUCAUCCCCCAGAAUCAAGUGGGACGCAAAUCUGACAUCUAUGUCUGCCUCAUCUCAUCCGCCCACAAUGUAGCUGCCCAGGGCAAGUACAUUGCUAUUGCAAGCACUACUGUGGAGACGGACUCACCUGAGAAUGAAGUGCAACCGGCCCUUGAGCUGCUUGAACCUAUCGACCAAAAGUUUGUGGCCAUCAGUGAUAUAUAUGAACCUACUGAUGAUGGAACUGAAAGUCAGAUAUUCUGCUCACGAUCAUACGAUGCCACCACUCACUUCGAGACAACGUGUGAUGACAUCAAAGACAUUUACCGGCGCAUGGCAGGGGCUCCCUUUGACUUCGAGAGCAUGAAACGGCGCCAGAAUGAUGUCUUUGGCGAGGAUGAGCAGUGACCACACUAAUUCCUUCCCUGUUCCUCCCUUCCCCAGGUUUUCCCCAUGCAAGGGACCAUACUCCCGCCAGGGACUGGCUCUAACCCACUCCUCACCUUAGACUGGCUUGUCCUCCAAAUCCUCAUUCCGCUGGGGCAAACUUCUUCUAACUGGAACCAGUUCCCUUAAACCAGUGGUGUCACACUUGUGGCCCUCCAGGUGUUUUGGACGUCAGCUCCCAGAAUUCCUUGCCAUUGGACAAGCUGGCUAGGGCUUCUGGGAGUUGGAGACCCAAACAUCUGGAGGGCCACAAGUUUAACACCCCUGCCUUAAACUAUAAGGCAGAAACACAUUUCUAAGUUAAUCCUUUCUUGCCCUCCCAUAAAACUCCGAAUGGCGUUUUACCUUAAAAAAAACAGACUUCUCCCCCACUGCCCCACGGUUGAGUUUUUGUUCAAACUUGGGGCAGUCUUAAUCUUACUGAUGUCUACCCCUUACAUUCUCUCCAGUGCCUCUUUCAGGCAUUUGGGACCAUGCUGCCUGUUACAUACAAUUGCAUGCAUUUAAGUCCACGCCAAUCUAGGGGGGAAAGCAGUUCAGGACAGGGGUGAUUUGGCACUCAUUAUUCCUGAUGAUCUCUCUGCAAGUGUGCAAGGAUAAACAUGCUUUUGAAAGAAGGAAGAAUUAAGCACAUCACUUUUGCACUUCACAUUGCCCCAUUGCAGACCUAUUCUAACCUCAAAUGAGAGUAACCAUUGGAGAUUAAAUGCACAGUAUUGCAUGUAACAUGCAGUCUGGCCUUGAGUCCUGCUGCUAACUUCAAAUUCACAUCAUCUUCUCUCUUCCUAUUCCUGUCCCUCAUGCAUUUUGGUGGUCUGCAUUCUUUCUGCCAGUUGUGCCCCAUCAUUAUUCCUUCGUGCCUCACAGCCCCCUUCCCAACUUUUACUUGUCCCAAUUUUGAUCAUGUUUCACUUGUGACAGGUCUCCUUCUGAUGUAUACAUACCCUUUCUUUCCCCGGUUUAUUCUCAUCAUGGUUUGAACAUCCAUCCCUGUACACCAGUGAUUCUCAACCUGUGGGUCCCCAGGUGUUUUGGCCUACAACUCCCAGAAAUCCCAGCCAGUUUACCGGCUGUUAGGAUUUCUGGGAGUUGAAGGCCAAAACAUCUGGGGACCCACAGGUUGAGAACCACUGCUGUACACCAAGAGGAGACUGGAAUAACUACCACUACAAUAUGAGGAUGUGGAGGCAUGAAAAGCCACUCUGAACCAUCUCUUCCACACAUGCUGCCCCUCUAGCCAGUCCUGUGCCCCCAUCUUGCCACUUCAGGUUCCCACAGGCCUCUGUUUGUCUUGCGUCUAUUUUGUCCCCUCAGUCCCUCUUAGUUCCUUUAGCCUAAAAUGUGGGAAAUUGUGUGUGUGUGUAUGUCUCUUCUCUCUCUCUCUUUCUCGUGUGCUGGACAUAGGGACAGGGCGGUGGUUCUGUCCCACUUCCACUUGCUGCCACCUGCUGUAACUUAUUGUAACUUAUUAACGAAGCAGGUCAAACCUUUAUUGACACUCCUGAGAAUUAAUGAUGUUUGGGUGUGAAGUCUGGGCCAUGGCAUCAGCAAAGAGGCCUGGGGCCUGCUUUGUGUCAGAGGCUUCCUUCAUGCCAAAGCUGGCUUAUGGUUAACAAUCUGUCUGUAACUCUAGGGGGAUAUGAGGGGCCACCUCCCUCCACCCCACAGCUGCUCAGUUGUCUCAAGAUAAUAAAUUCACUUAGUCUA
Messenger RNA from Anolis carolinensis (green anole), 3265 nucleotides. It is a transcript of the gene gdi1, whose product is annotated as GDP dissociation inhibitor 1. Gene Ontology annotation, biological process: small GTPase-mediated signal transduction; vesicle-mediated transport; protein transport. NCBI's taxonomy places the organism in Eukaryota, Metazoa, Chordata, Lepidosauria, Squamata, Anolidae. Bases 176 to 1519 code for a protein of 447 amino acids. The transcript is spliced from 11 exons. Gene Ontology annotation, cellular component: cytoplasm. Gene Ontology annotation, molecular function: Rab GDP-dissociation inhibitor activity. The record is from RefSeq and is a predicted model, not a curated record.